AUGACGGGCUCAGCGACCCGUGCCAGCCUUAGCAACAAUCAAAACCCAACUUCUCGUUCUUCUGUAGUUCCAUUUCACCACCCUUUGGCCCGACUCCCAGCACUUGUUCAUUACUCCAACUCCACCCGCUAUCGGCCAUCCUUGAAGAGGCCUCCAUCUUCUGGCCUGCCAACUGCCAGUCCUCCGGCUAGCGCGGUCGUCAUAACUACAAGAGUCAUGGGAAGAUUUGCCCACGCGCUGGUGCACGUGGUGUCCGCACGAUUGUCCCGCGUAUCGCCUGAGCCAAAUCUGGCCACCGCAAAUGGAGCUGUUUGCUCGAAGCCUCGAGUACCGAAAAUGCGGGACUCGGACCCGGCGACCAUUGGCAGGCUGCAUCGCGUCUUCUUCCGACGUCAAUCGGGCGGCGGGUCCAGGCGAAAGUUUGUCCGUCGUCCGACUCAAACUGUAGGUGAGAUUCGUGUUUGCAGGCCGGUGCGGUGGUCGAGAUGUGCGCCACAGAGACGGGAGGUGUUGGGUCGAAAGCUGUGGAUCGAGUCCCACCUCGACUCAACAUUCAUAAUUAGCAUCAACAAAAUCGUCCAAAGACGAACUGGUUGCGGGGAGGAUGGGUUGCCAAAGGAGGGAGAGCACAGAUUUUCGGCUCGUCUGUCGACUCCUGAUGGACCCGGGGUUCGAAUCCGGCCAGACCCGGAUUGGUUAGGUAGAGAAUCCGACGCCUGCCGAGGUGGCGGAAAAGUCAUAUCCGGUCCCAGGGCUGCGGCAAAACUCGACCUAAUCGUCUUGCCGACCAUCGAGUUUGUGUUCCGAGGCAGAGUGAAAGAAGAGACGGCCACACAAGCAGUCGGUCGAUGUGUCCAAGGUGGUGUGAAAUCUGAGGAUUGGCUGGGCUCUCUUGCGUUUCGUUGCCUUCGUAACGGACAGUCUUGCGGAGAUGUGGGUCUUCGUCGUGACGACGUUGGCCAGCAAAGCUGGAGGCCAGAAACGGCAUUGGCCAUUCGUUCUUCCAGCCGGACGCGUUUUCCCGCCGUCUCGCCGGCCGUACAGAGCCUGCAUGUAGAGGGACUCGAGCCUGGUACCUCGACCGGUGCGCAUUCGAUGCUCCUCACCGCUCCGAUGUUGCCUCUUCUUCACAUUUCAGAACCUCGGCCUGCUCUCCUGCCUCACGGCGACGGGCUCGCUCGACUGCCUCGCCCAAGCGGCCGCCUCGCCCUCGGACGCCGGCCACGCAGACGCCCGCGACCUCCUCCACUUCGACCUGACACCGUGUCCCGGCACGCUGGCCGGCCUCGUCUCGUUGCCCCCCUUCGCCGCGCUCCCACCCCCGCCAUCGACGACGGCGACGGCGACGGCGACGGC
This is a messenger RNA of Protopolystoma xenopodis, 1356 nucleotides long. NCBI's taxonomy places the organism in Eukaryota, Metazoa, Platyhelminthes, Monogenea, Polystomatidea, Polystomatidae. The record is from the annotation of a GenBank genome assembly.